AUGGAGAUUAUGUCUGGUAUUGCGGUGGAGAAGAAGAAGUCGAGUUCGAAUAGGAGGAGGACGAGGGGGGGGGAUGAGGAGAGGAGGAGGAGGAGGGAGGAGAGGGAGAGGGAGGGGAGGAAUAUAUACGUUUAUGCGCCGGCUAGGGAGAAGCGGUCGCCGAGGAGGCAGGACGUGAGGGUUGAGGCGUGUAGUGGGGAGGAGGAGUUGUCGGCGGUGGAGGAGGAGAGGAGUGAUGGGAGGGAGAGGGAGGAGAGGAGGUCGUCGGGACAUCGGAGGCGCAGGCGCCUGGUGGAGGAGGAGGGGGGUGCAAGGCAUAGGUCGUCGGCGUCGUUGAGUCGGAGUAAGACGUCUAGCCAGCGGAAGGAGUCGAGUCAGCCGUUCAGCUUUCUGCGAAGGACGUUAUCGUCCGCCAGCGCGCGUCCCGACGCUCGACCUGUUAUCAAGAGAGCGCAUACCACGAGUAAUACCCAUCUCCCGAAGAAGACACACGAGUCCACCGGGCCACAAACCCCCAAACGCUCCAUCUUCCUCGACAUGUUCACUCCAGCCAUAAAAGAAGAAGAGCCCGUGAAACUCGUCGAAUGCCUCACCUGCCUCUCGGACGACAUCCCGCGCCGCAAGUCCGCAAAACUCAAAUGCGGCCACCGCAUGUGCCACUCCUGCCUGCGUCGGAUCUUCAAACUCUCCGUCACGGACCCGCAACACAUGCCUCCCAAAUGCUGCACCGCGGACUGCAUCCCGCUCAACCACGUUGACAAGCUCUUCGACAUCCCGUUCAAGAAGCUGUGGAAUAGGAAGUUCCAGGAGUAUACUACUAAGAACCGGAUUUACUGCCCGUCGAGGAGGUGCGGGGAGUGGAUCAGGCCGGGGAGUUAUGGGCAUGAUGGGAAGGGGGGCGGUGGGAAGUUUGGGAAGUGCGGGAGGUGUAAGACGAAGGUUUGUAUAUUGUGCAGUGGGAAGUGGCAUGGGAAGAGGGAGUGUCCGGGGGAUGAGGAGACGAAUCGGUUGUUGGAGGCGGCGAAGGAGGCUGGGUGGCAGAGGUGUUAUAGUUGUCGGACGAUGGUGGAGUUGAAGGAGGGGUGUAACCAUAUGACUUGCCGCUGCACAGCAGAAUUCUGCAUGCUCUGCGGCCUCAAAUGGAAAAUCUGCGCCUGCCCCUGGUUCAACUACGACAACAUCGCCGACAACGACCGACUAGGCCACAUGCGCGUCCACCUCCCCCCUCCCCCCCCCCGGGCGCUUUCCCCGCCGUUCACAACCAAAUCCCCAUCCCCCCGCCUCCCCGCCCACCGCGCCUCCGUCGUCGAAACCCCGAUGAUUUGGCUAGGGGCAUGAGGGGUCUCAUUAUCAACGCCCCCUCUCCCCCUCCCCCCGCACCGCCGCCAGUCCCAGUAGCGGAAUGGAAUUAUGGGUUUGGAGUCUGGAAUGCGGCGGAUCAUCAUAUGAAUGAGACGUAUCGCCGACCGGCCCCCGCGCCGCCCCAGGAAGUAUACGUUGCUCGCGGUAACUACUCGCCGCCUGCGCCGCCCGCACCGCCCGCACCACCGCCGCUCGCGCAAGCAGCGGCACUAGAGGCGUUGAAUGCAGGGUCCUCGCAGGCUGCGACGCUGCAGAGGGAGAGGGAGAUGAGGGAGGAGAGUGGGAGGAGGGAGGAGGGGGAGAGGGUGGCGAGGGAGGAGAGGAGGAGGAGGAGGAGGGAUAGGGAUAGGGAGGCUGCUGCUGCUGCUGCGGCGGCGGAGGCGGGGGUGAGGUCGAGUGUUAUGGCUGGGCUAGG
Messenger RNA from Pseudogymnoascus destructans, 1777 nucleotides. RefSeq lists its product as uncharacterized. Gene Ontology annotation, molecular function: ubiquitin protein ligase activity; ubiquitin conjugating enzyme binding; zinc ion binding. Gene Ontology annotation, biological process: ubiquitin-dependent protein catabolic process; protein polyubiquitination; positive regulation of proteasomal ubiquitin-dependent protein catabolic process. The record is from RefSeq and is a predicted model, not a curated record. Gene Ontology annotation, cellular component: cytoplasm; ubiquitin ligase complex. NCBI's taxonomy places the organism in Eukaryota, Fungi, Ascomycota, Leotiomycetes, Thelebolales, Thelebolaceae. The transcript is spliced from 4 exons. The coding region runs from base 1 to 1338 and encodes 445 amino acids.